UUUAAGCUGCCGAAAACUAGAAGAAGAAGAAGAAAAAGCGGCGGCCAACCCGGAACCUGAGCCGCAGUCUGCGCUGUCCACAUGUUUUCUGUGAUCGCAUGAUGUCUAAUGUCAGCAGAGGAAUAUAAAAGUGGUAUAACAGCGAAAUGAAAACUGGACGGGUCCUAUAGCCAGUGAAAGACUCCGUUAGAAGAUGUUGAGUGACUCGGAGGCUGCUGAGCUGCUCUCCUUCCUGACCCCCGGUACACGUCCUGAUGUCAAAGGUCAGGCCACAGAGUACAUCCUGGGAAUUUCUGGACACAGGGAUGGCUGCCGCUUCCUCCGCACCAAACCUGACUUACUUGUUGCCCUGUUUUCCUUGACCUCUGACCCCUCUGUUGCCAUAGUGAAGGACUGUUACCACAUCCUGAUCAACCUAUCGGCCGAUGAGACUCUGCACCAGGUUUUGGUGGCAGACGUUAAAGUUCUUCCAGUAUUGUUAAAGAACCUUCUGAAUCCAGAGUACCUGUUCUCUGAUCAGAUCUGCACCAUCCUCUCCAACCUGACCCGCCAUGAGAAGACCUGCAAGACUGUGUUCAAGGUCCUCCAGGAGGAGGUUGGUCUGGCUAAGCUGGUGGAGAUCCUCUGUACUGAAGGUUACAACAAGAAGGCGAAGCUGCACUACCUGGGUCCUCUGCUGUCCAACCUGACGCAGCUGCCUGAGGCCAGAAACUACGUCUUGGACAAGGACAGGUGUGUGGUCCAGAGGUUGCUGCCCUUCACUCAGUACCAGGCAUCGGCGGUGAGGAGGGGAGGAGUCAUAGGCACUCUGCGCAACUGUUGCUUUGACCACGCACAUCAUGAGUGGCUGCUGAGUGACGCUGUGGACAUCCUGCCCUUCCUCCUGCUGCCGCUGGCCGGUCCGGAGGAGCUGUCGGAGGAAGAAAAUGAAGGUCUGCCUGUGGACCUGCAGUAUCUCCCAGAGGACAAGAAGAGAGAUGAAGACCCCGACAUCAGAAAGAUGCUGCUGGAAACACUCUUACUGCUGACAGCAACCAAAGCCGGCCGGCAGGCACUAAAGGAGAAGAACGUUUAUCCGAUCAUGCGAGAGUUUCACUGCUGGGAGAAGGACGUCCACGUUACGGCAGCCUGUGAAAAACUAGUCCAGGUGCUGAUAGGCGACGAGCCGGAGCAGGGGAUGGAGAACCUGAUGGAGGUGGAGAUCCCCGAGGACGUGGAGGAGAAACUGAAGGAGGCCGAAGCCAAAGAACAGCAGGAGCUGGAGAAAGAGCAGGAGAAGAGACGGGAGGAGGAGGAGGUGGAGGAGAAAAGGAAGAACAGUGACGCAGAGCGGACAGACAGAGAACAGGAGAGCGGACUGAUACAAUAAAACCUCUUUUAGACCCGUAACAAUUCUGGCUUCAUCAAGAAAUCUGCUGAAGUGGCUUUUCCCCAUUCAGACAUGGGUGUCAGUUAAAUGUUCAUUACAGCUUUAUUCAGACACGACAGGACAUUUACAGAAAGAGACAGCGCUCUGUUAGUGCUCUUUGAGGGAGCGCUGGGUUGAAAAGUAAAAGUAAGAAAUGAUACGAAAGAAGAGGAGCCUUUUCUGUUCUGUCACAGGCUGCGUCAAUGAUGAAUUUAAAAAAUUUCUUUUUGUUGUUGAAGCCUCAAUUAUGACCAUUGACACCAUUUUAUAAUGACUGACAGUGAUGACGCACAUGUUAAAUUGGGACGCAUUUAACUGUUAUUCAAGGUUUUUUGUUUUUUUUUCCUCUUCUCAAACCACAAAAGAAAAAAAAAAACACUUUUAUAGUCUGAGAAGAAUCUCUUCAACUAAACAUCGGCUUAUUCACAGUUUCGUGUUUGUUAAACUGAGUUUAUUUUCUCUGUGCAUUUAAAAAGCGAUGAUUGUCAAAUCCCUCAAGACAGAACAAGUUGCGCUGUGAUUACUCAUAUGCUUAUUCAGGUAAGAGACGACGUGGACAGUUGCAACACGACAAAAUUUCGUGUACUCUGGCCUCCUGAGGACUGAGUGUGUUCACUGUGAGAUCUCACCUUCUGGCUGGAGUGUUUUUAGGGUUGAGUUACCCCUUAACACCUCUUUUAUUCCCGCUUUAAGUAGCUUUAAGGUUGGGUAAGUCUGACGGUAGCAUCUAUUGUAUAUUGCGUAUCACAUUGUUCCAGCUCCUCACUGAAGCUACACGAUGUUGACACUGAGUGAAAUAUUGAAGCCAUGGCUCGAUCAAUUUAGACACAUUUCCCCAAACUGGAAACUUUGAGAUUCCACAUUUAAAAAAUAAAGAGUUAACUUCUGUGGGUUUGAGCAGUGUUUGGCUGCACAGCCUGAGUUUAAGUUAAGUUUAUAAUGGUUGCUUUGGGAGAUUCAGGAGGUUAAAGGAAAGAGCCACCUUCAAAAGAUGAAAACAAAAAAACAAAUAGUCUGUUUAAGUCACCAAUGAUUGAUUCAGAUGUCUAUAAGUUAUUAAUGACUGAAUUUUAAAAUGGAAAAUGCUAAGUUCAUUUUAAAAAGGAUUUUAAAUGUGUCUGCCUCAGAAUAUGUGUUUCCUACUUCAGCAUUUACAGUGUAUUUCAUAAUUUAUUUAUUUUUUUUGUGCCACCUCAAAAACCCCCUUACAUGUUGCAGAUAAUCCAACGAAAGCCCUCUAAUGUAUUAUAAUCUGAGUGUAUCCAUUAACUGACUAAAUUUGGGGCGACUGAAUUGAAAAAUAAAAUUCCUUUUUAAGGUACAAAUUAAAGGGGGCGCCUUAAUGUUGUUCUGUAAAUUUUAAAGACUUUAUAGCCUUUAAACUCACUAUUCUGUGUAGAAAACACAUUAAAACUCCUCUAAAUAUCACAGUUAAUGAAUCCAUCCAUUCAUUUACCCGCAGUUUGUGGUGAUCCUGACAGUCUUUUAUUUGCACCUGAGAAGACAAACUAAAGGAACUGUCCGGUGCGAUGUGACU
Molecule: messenger RNA, 2945 nt
Organism: Xiphias gladius (swordfish)
Lineage: Eukaryota; Metazoa; Chordata; Actinopteri; Istiophoriformes; Xiphiidae
Gene: hgh1
Product: HGH1 homolog (S. cerevisiae)
Exons: 10
Coding region: 194-1369 (391 amino acids)
Source: RefSeq, a predicted model, not a curated record